CCGAAGAAAAUUUGGUUGAAGGAGGAGGACUUAAGCGGUGGGUGGAUACCCGUUGGCAUACUAUGUAUGAUUGCGUAUUUUCGAUUAUAAGACAUAAAGUGCCUCUAGAAAUAAUUCGUAAUAGUGAUAAUGUAAAUGUUUCAGUGCA
Messenger RNA from Dentiscutata heterogama, 148 nucleotides. NCBI's taxonomy places the organism in Eukaryota, Fungi, Glomeromycota, Glomeromycetes, Diversisporales, Gigasporaceae. The record is from the annotation of a GenBank genome assembly.